CCCCCCCACAUCCAUCCUGCUUGCCUCAACGUGUGUGGGAGUGUGUUGCACACUUGCAAUGGGUUAACAGCCCCCCCCCACAACCAGACCCUGAGAAAUCACCAUCAUUUCUUCCCGUGGAGAGAGAGCAUUUGUAGAAUUUCUUUCAAGGAUCUGGUAACAUGGCAAAAGAUGCCGGUUUAAUUGAAGCCAAUGGAGAACUCAAGGUUUUUAUAGACCAGAACCUUAGUCCUGGAAAAGGGGUUGUGUCAUUAGUAGCGGUUCAUCCUUCUUCAGUAAACACCCUUGGGAAACAACUCUUGCCAAAAACAUUCGGACAGUCUAACGUCAACAUUGCACAACAAGUGGUAAUUGGCACACCACAGAGACCCUCAGCACCAAAUACUAUCCUAGUAGGAAGUCCACAUACACCUAACACACAUUUUGUAUCACAGAACCAAGCAUCAGAUUCCUCACCUUGGUCCGCUGGGAAGCGCAAUAGGAAAGGAGAGAAGAAUGGCAAGGGCCUGAGGCAUUUCUCUAUGAAAGUUUGCGAGAAGGUGCAGAGGAAAGGAACCACGUCAUACAACGAAGUGGCAGAUGAGUUGGUUGCAGAGUUCAGUGCCGCGGAUAACCACAUUUUACCAAAUGAAUCACAGGCCUAUGACCAGAAGAAUAUAAGACGACGUGUCUAUGAUGCCUUAAAUGUCCUAAUGGCCAUGAAUAUUAUCUCUAAGGAGAAGAAGGAAAUCAAAUGGAUUGGUCUACCCACCAACUCGGCUCAGGAAUGUCAGAAUUUAGAGGUAGAGAGACAGCGAAGACUUGAAAGAAUAAAGCAAAAACAGUCUCAACUUCAAGAACUUAUUCUCCAGCAAAUUGCCUUCAAAAAUCUGGUGGAGAGAAAUCGUCAGGCAGAGCAACAAAUAAGCAGACCACCGCCUUCCAACUCUGUUAUCCACCUCCCGUUUAUCAUUGUGAACACCAGCAAGAAGACGGUCAUCGACUGCAGUAUUUCUAACGACAAAUUUGAAUAUCUAUUUAACUUUGACAACACAUUUGAAAUCCACGAUGAUAUAGAAGUAUUAAAGCGGAUGGGAAUGGCUUGUGGGCUAGAAUCUGGAAGUUGUUCUGCGGAGGACCUAAAAACCGCGAGGAGUUUGGUACCUAAAGCUCUGGAACCUUAUGUGACAGAAAUGGCUCAGGGAUCAAUCAGCAGUGUCUAUGUCACAUCAUCGGGUUCAGCUUCAAAUGGCACAAGAUUUUCUGCCAGCGAUUUCACCAACGGCGCCGACAGCACGUUGGCCACCAGCUCCAACGGGUCCCAAUACAGCGGCUCCAGGGUGGAGACCCCCGUGUCCUACGUCGGCGAAGAUGACGACGACGACGACGACUUCAACGAGAACGACGACGACGAUUGAUUUCGUGGUUUCUAGACCUUUUGUUUUUUUUCCUCUCCUCUGUUCCCCUCCAAAUUCAACUUCAGGAAUAAAUUGUCGUAGGGGAAGAAGCUUUUUUAAAGUGUGGGUGGGUUUUUUUUGUUUGUUCGUCCCGUCCCGUCCCCCCCCCCGCCCUUUGGUUCUUUUUUUUGCCCAUCCCCAAGGAUAUAUUGGUAAGCUGUUAUGAGUUUAGACAUUGCACCUCUGAUGAGCAAAGUGAGGAUCGUUUUCGGUAGGCUUUUUAAUGUGGUGUGGAUGUGUGUUUUGAUACCAGUGUGUUAAUGCAGAUCUCUUAUUUACUCCUUAGGGUUUUGUGUUUUUUGUUUUUGUUUUUACUUGAAGGAAAGUAAAUUUUGUCCCUCAACACUUCGUGUUAAAGGAACUGUACUUGAUCCACGUUGAUUAAAAAUAAAUGCUAUCCUUCUGUGGAAAAUUGGUACACUGAAUGGCCGUUUAUUUGAAGUGUCUUUUUUUUAAUAGUGCCAGUUUCUGAUGGAUAGCAAAAUUACAAAAUGUUAUUUUGUUUUACCAUGCAAUGUCCAAAGAGCCAAGUGAGGGAAACCCCCCGCCCCCUUUUCCCCCACAUUAAACUGAGUAAAUUUUAUUGUGACUUUAUUUUCCCUUAAAUUAUAUCUGAUGUUCUGAUUCCACCAAGCUUGUGUACUUUUUUCAUGGAAUGUUGGGACGUAGAAAAGGUGUACUUUUUAUUUUUGUUGGCAGAAGUUUACUCCCGUGCUGGUGCAGCUCUAUGAAAUAUCUUGAAGGUUCGGAAUGAUUUAUUGCUUAUGAUAAAAAUUUGCCUGAUUUCUUACAGGCAGACUUUGGAAACUUUUUAUUAUAUAGUUGUUUACAUACUUAUAAGUCUAUCAUUUAAAGACAUGUACUGAAACAAAUGUUUGUAUUUGUUUCGUAAGCAUCUUCCUGUAAUCUAUUAUAAAGUUGAAAUUAAAUAUAGAGAAUGUUUUAACAAUUUUUUAACUCAAAUUUGUCAAUCAUUUUUAAUAGUUCAUUUUUUAUAAAAAGAAAAAAAAAAGGAAUUUCAGGGCAGGUGGUAGUCUCUUUUUGAAUUUAUUCACCAAACCAAUUAACUGCACAAAUGCUGUCAGCUGCCUGUUCGAAGACAAUAGUCUUUUUAUGGAAACACAAAUGAACUUUUCUGUAAUAUUUUAUGGACUAUAAAGAGACUUUAAUUGUUUGACUUGUUUAACUUGGCACUGUUAGUUUUUAUUAAUAAAACGCGCAUGGGCAUUUUAAACAA
Molecule: messenger RNA, 2673 nt
Organism: Tachyglossus aculeatus (Australian echidna)
Lineage: Eukaryota; Metazoa; Chordata; Mammalia; Monotremata; Tachyglossidae
Gene: TFDP1
Product: transcription factor Dp-1
Exons: 12
Coding region: 162-1397 (411 amino acids)
Biological process (GO): regulation of transcription by RNA polymerase II; regulation of cell cycle
Cellular component (GO): transcription regulator complex; nucleus
Molecular function (GO): DNA-binding transcription factor activity, RNA polymerase II-specific; RNA polymerase II transcription regulatory region sequence-specific DNA binding
Source: RefSeq, a predicted model, not a curated record